This is a messenger RNA of Macadamia integrifolia, 1344 nucleotides long. Its product is annotated as probable disease resistance RPP8-like protein 2. The coding region runs from base 10 to 1233 and encodes 407 amino acids. Lineage: Eukaryota; Viridiplantae; Streptophyta; Magnoliopsida; Proteales; Proteaceae. The transcript has a single exon. The record is from RefSeq and is a predicted model, not a curated record.
GAUCUGCCAAUGCGAGGGGUCUUAAAAACUAACAAUGCUCGCAACUCUUCUCGUGAUGAUCAUCGCUUGGUUUGGUUUUAUCGUCCAAAUAACCAGCACCACCACCACCAGCAGCCGCCACAGCAAACUGGUAAGGCAAAUUCCUGCAAAAUACUCUGUUCAUUUUGGUGCUUUAAUUUUCCAUCAGGAUAUGAACUUGGGCAGCAAGUAGGGCGCUUUCUUGAGAGAUGCAUUAGCGAAAAGGGUGGGUUGCAGUUUCUUGGGGUGCUUGAUUUAGAAGGUGUGGAUAAACCUUGUCUACCUGAGGCAAUUGGAGAGUUAAUAAACUUGAGGUACCUUGGGUUAAGAGAGACCUACUUGGACACACUCCCUUCAAAUAUAGGCAAGUUGCUGAAACUCCAAACAUUAGAUACAAAACACACCUAUGUCCGCAAUUAUCCUCGUUCUAUUCAGAAAUUGAAAAAACUAAGACACCUUCAUCUGAACGAGUUACAAUAUUCAAGUGAACUUGUUUCACGGUUGAGUCAAUUGAGUGAUCUCCGGACAUUAUCAGGUGUAGUUGUAAAUGAGUUGGAUCUUGUGAAAAAGAAGGAUUAUGGUCUUUGUCUGUUAACUAAUCUCAGGAAACUGAGAUUGACAUGCCAGUUCAAUAAUCCACAGAGAAAAGAGACAGUAGUACUGAACCAUUGGUUGGAGGGAUUGGAGCACCUCCAUUCAGUAAAGUUAAGUGCCAAAGACCAUAAAAAUCAAUUGGCAACCAUAGCUGAUUUGGAGUUUGUGACCAAAAACAAGGAACUCAGCAAUCUGUACUUGCUAGGAAGGUUGGACAUCCAAUUUGAUCUCAAUAGAUUCCCAGAAAAUCUCACCACACUCACAUUGUCAGGGUCUGAGCUAACUGAAGACCCAAUGCCAAAAUUAGAGAAGCUACCCAAGCUACAAUUCCUUAGGUUAUUGUCUGAAUCUUUCAAGGGCCAGAACAUGGUUUGUUCAUCAGGAGGGUUUGGCCGGCUUCGAGUCUUAAGGAUUUGGAAGCUUGAAGAACUGCAGAAAUUGAGUGUGGAAGAAGGGGCCAUGCCAUAUCUGGAGGAGUUAGAGAUUAGAUAUUGCAAAAACUUGAAGGAGCUUUCUCGAGUGCCAGAGACCCUUAAUGAAUUGAAGUUGACCAAAAUGCCAGAGGAAUUCACCAGGAAAUUUGUGAAUCUCAAAGUUGUCAAGGUUUUGAUAAGAGUUUAACUAAAUGUAGUUUGCUCCGGGCCUGGAGGAUUUCUGGAUUUUUGAACAGAACAUGCGAAGUUGUCAACAGACUUUCUUUGUUUGCUGGAUUGGCUCUUCUUUUGAAUUUCA